UGCACGGACGGCGGGCGGGAAGAGACCCAGCAGCACAGCGGGCGGCCGCCAGGAGCGCUCCGAUGGCCCUCGGAGGUUGAACGCGGGAGGAGAGGGCCCGGAAGAAGCGACGCAGAGUCACGAAGCCCCGCGUCUCGCUUCCAAGGUAGGAGAAGGAAGAUGCCCAAGCGAAGCUGAUCUUUGGGAGAAGAGGAGUGGGCUGCGCCCGCUUCUCGCUGGAGCACAGCCGACCGAGUUUGGCUUGAUCUAGCUGCUCGCCGGGCGUGCUCUGCAGCGCGGACCCGCGGACCCUCGGGAAAGCGCAGUUGGAAAGUUGUCAGUGCCCUGUGCGCCCUGUUGUGUAACCUCGGAGCCACCAGCCCGACCGGGAAGUUGCCUGCCCGCCCGCCAGCCUGGUUCGGUCGCGGAUCCGGGCGGAUUUCAUGGCCCGAGGCGAACGUGGUCCUGAAGCUGGCGUGGGCGAGCCCCCGCGCGCCCCCUUCCGCGGGGAUCCCCCGCGCCCCAGCCCUUCCUCUCCCCGGCUUUUCCGAUGCUCGCUGAGUCCCGUGCCAUCGCCUCCCGCUUGCCGCCGCUUGUCCUUCCGACCUGCUAAGUCGGCGAGGAGAGCAUGACCGAGGUGCUGUGGCCGGCCGUCCCCAACGGGACGGACGCUGCCUUCUUGGCUGGCCCGGGCUUGCCGUGGGGAAACGGCACAGCCGCGUCCACCGCCGACGCCGGCCCCUCCUUCAGAUGUGCCCUGACCAAGACAGGCUUCCAGUUCUACUACCUGCCGGCCGUCUACAUCUUGGUGUUCAUCAUUGGCUUUCUGGGCAACAGCGUGGCCAUCUGGAUGUUUGUUUUCCACAUGAAACCUUGGAGCGGCAUCUCCGUGUACAUGUUCAACUUGGCUCUGGCCGACUUCUUGUACGUGCUGACUCUGCCAGCCCUCAUCUUCUACUACUUCAACAAGACGGACUGGAUCUUCGGGGAUGCCAUGUGCAAGCUGCAGAGGUUCAUCUUCCAUGUGAACCUUUAUGGCAGUAUCCUGUUCCUGACGUGCAUCAGCGCGCACAGGUACAGUGGCGUGGUGUACCCUCUCAAGUCCCUGGGCAGGCUCAAGAAGAAGAACGCCGUCUGUAUCAGCGUGCUGGUGUGGCUCAUCGUGGUGGUGGCCAUCUCCCCCAUCCUCUUCUACUCUGGAACCGGAGUUCGGAAAAACAAAACCAUCACCUGCUAUGACACCACCUCAGAUGAGUAUCUGCGAAGUUAUUUCAUCUACAGCAUGUGCACCACCGUGGCCAUGUUCUGUGUCCCCUUGGUGAUGAUACUGGGCUGCUACGGCUUAAUUGUGCGAGCUUUGAUUUACAAAGACCUGGACAACUCGCCUCUUAGGAGGAAAUCCAUUUACCUGGUGAUUAUUGUACUCACUGUUUUUGCUGUAUCUUAUAUCCCUUUCCAUGUGAUGAAAACGAUGAACUUGAGAGCUCGGCUAGAUUUUCAGACCCGAGAAAUGUGUGCUUUCAAUGACAGGGUUUAUGCCACUUACCAGGUGACAAGAGGUCUAGCAAGUCUCAACAGCUGUGUGGACCCCAUUCUGUAUUUCUUGGCUGGUGAUACUUUUAGAAGGAGACUCUCCCGAGCAACCAGGAAAGCUUCCAGAAGAAGUGAGGCAAAUUUGCAAUCCAAGAGUGAAGACAUGACCCUCAAUAUUUUAUCUGAGUUCAAGCAAAACGGAGAUACAAGCUUGUGAAGGCACAAGAGUCCCCAAACACCUCACUUUGUAACAUGGCCAAGAGAAGUAUCUGGAAAGAUCUGUGGUAAUGGUGAACACAUAUAGAGGGUCAGGACGCAGCAGUGAUCUAUCAGCUGAAAAGAUGAUUCAUGCCAUGUGAUGAUGUAAGUAUUUGAAUUGUAAAGGCAGAAUUCUGCUGAAAUUUGGAUGGAACAAACAGCUAAAAGCAUUUUAGUACCAAGUUCAAGGGUUUUUAUUGCUUAGAAAUCAUGGUCUUUGACUCUUGAAACAUCAAUAUGUAUUUACAUUGAAAUAAAAAUGCAAACUAAGAUGAAAAUCAGAAUUCAGAUUUAAAACCAUGAUGUGACUUCUUGAGCCAACUGUAGGACUCCUGGACCUUUUGAAGACCAUUCUUCAUGGAUUGAAAGGAUUGGAUGACAUCUAUUUGUUGAAAUUUAGGCAACGUGGCAAAAUUUACAAAGUAGACAGCAAGGAGUGCAUCGAGAAAUGCUUCUGUUUUCCAGGACUUUCCAGUCUGGUCCUUGGCUAAAUUUACUUGCAACGUUCAGCAGUUGUGAUGUGACAGGUCAUAACCUGCAAUUUUUCUCUGUCUACUCAUGGAGUAUGCUAAGCUGUGGCUGGAUGCUGUAGAUGUCACUACUUAUUCCAGCUGCAAUUCAACUAGUGACAAUAUUGAAAGAUGUAAUGCUAUAUUAGGACUUAUUGAAACUGUAUCUUUGUUGGUCAAAUUGUAACUAUUGUUAUAAUAUUUAUUGAAUCUCAGUCCUUCAAUUGUACACAUUGAAAUAUUUUCUGGAAAGAUCCAACAUAUUGGUGUAAAUUAUAUUUAUUAAAGGUAUAAUAUUAAUAUGUCACACUGGUAUAUCUUACCUAAUAUAUGAUGCAUAGAUAGAAUGAGAACUGUACAUCAUAAUGCUCUUCAAGUGUCAAUACCUUGAAAUUUAAGUGUUUAGAAUUUUGGGAGUUUAAAAUAUGAAAAUCUGUUUCAUCAUACAAGUGCUUAUUUUCCCUAGAAAUAUAUUUGCAUGUUUGCCUUUCUAUUAUUUCGUUCCACAUAGACACAAUACAGUAUCAGAUUAUCAUGAUUAAUUGUGAAUAUAAAGUAUCUUAGCCAGACUGAGUCUGUAUUGUCUACAUUUUAUAAAUACAGUAGAAAAGCUUAUGUUGUUUUUUCAGUAGGUAUAGAAUUUUGUUCUCAACUAUGGUCAGAGAAUCGACUCCCAAAGGCAAAAGUCUUAUGUUACAUUCAGAGUUGAUCUCUUACGGUUUAGAAGUCCACUAGUUUGGGCAUUAUAGAUAUAGCAUUAGAAUUUAAGGACAAACUUUAGGGAGAAGAAGAGAGAAAAGGGUACCUGGUUUAAUCAGUUACCGUUGUUCAGUUCUGAAGUGUUUCUAUAGUGUUUCUUCUUGAAGUGAAAUAGUAUAAUCUUAAUUUUUUAAGAUAGAGUCUUUGAGUAGCACACUACCAAAAGUUCAACAUUGCUAUUGAUUUUAACCUGUUUUCUUUGUUCACUUGGUAGUUUUAAUAAGAAGUUUUUAGUGAUAAGUACAUUAUUUGGCUGCUGAAUUCUGUUAUAGUUUUUUAUUCUGUUGUACAUUGUAAUAUAUUUCAUCACAAAUUAAUAUGAAGGUGAAUAUUGUUACAUAUCAAAAUUUUAAUUAUGUUUUAGUGUUUUUGCCAAAAAUGUUUAUUUUUAUAUUAUCUGUGAUUUUAGUAUAGAUAAUUGAAUUAGAUUUCUUUGUGAGUAAUAGUGCCAUUGAACGAGUGGUAUAAAACAGUGUUACUUGACAUAUUGAGCUUUCUCAGGUUUAUCUAAAUUGAUGGUAGCUUAACAAAGUCCAAACUAAUUCUGCAUAGUAGUUUUUAAUAAAAGGAAAGUACAUUUCCUUUAAUAGCAUAGUGUUGUUUGCAUGCAAGAGUUUAUCUUGUACUGUGUGUGUGUGUGUGUGUGUGUGUGUGUGUGUGUGUGUGUGUGUCUAAGGCAUGGCAGCCAACUUUGUAUCCACUAUUUAUAGUAACAGCAGAGCUUCAUAAUCAUGGACACUAGAACUGUACUUACGGUAGAUAAUAAAAGCUGAAAAAGAUU
Molecule: messenger RNA, 3819 nt
Organism: Fukomys damarensis (Damara mole-rat)
Lineage: Eukaryota; Metazoa; Chordata; Mammalia; Rodentia; Bathyergidae
Gene: P2ry1
Product: purinergic receptor P2Y1
Exons: 2
Coding region: 608-1729 (373 amino acids)
Biological process (GO): platelet activation; phospholipase C-activating G protein-coupled receptor signaling pathway; relaxation of muscle
Cellular component (GO): plasma membrane
Molecular function (GO): A1 adenosine receptor binding; G protein-coupled ATP receptor activity; ATP binding
Source: RefSeq, a predicted model, not a curated record